Molecule: messenger RNA, 1110 nt
Organism: Caenorhabditis remanei
Lineage: Eukaryota; Metazoa; Nematoda; Chromadorea; Rhabditida; Rhabditidae
Exons: 6
Coding region: 1-1110 (369 amino acids)
Biological process (GO): transmembrane transport
Molecular function (GO): transmembrane transporter activity
Source: RefSeq, a predicted model, not a curated record
AUGGAUCUUGUGGUCGGUGGCAGCUGGUACUAUUAUAGGAACAAUUCCAUUGAAUACGCUGUAUGUAAAGUUUGGAGCGAGGGUUUCGCGUACUCAGCAGACUUUGCAGCUAUCGGUCUAAUGACUGUCCGAUGGGCCCCAUUAUCUGAAACUGCCACUUUUCUAGCUGUGCUGACUUGUUUCAAUGGAAUUGCUUCAACUAUCACUAACUUCGGAACUGGCCUGAUUUGUGAAAGUUCACUUGGUUGGAAGUGGUCUUAUUAUCUGCAUGCAAUUGCUGGACUUGUUCUAUUUGCACUAUGGUUUUUAGUCUAUAUCGAUCAUCCCCAAGAGACCAAAAGAGUAUCUGAUCAAGAGCUUCAGAAGAUUCAGAAGAACAAAUCGGAAGCUCAUUUGAGUAAAAAAUGUGAUGUGCCUUAUAUGAAACUGGUCACUAGUCCUAUAAUUCUUUGUGUCUGGGCAAAUGCAUUUUUUGAUUUAACAGCUGCAAUAAUGUUUUCCACGUAUGUGCCUGUAUAUUUGCACGAAGUUUUGAAGUUUGGAAUUACCGAAACUGGAUUUUAUGCCUCUCUAAUUCUUGGAUUAUCUCUGCCUGUUCGUUUCGUUUUCGCCCUUGUCAGUGAUAAGUUGAAAUUCAUCAGCGAAACUGCCAAGAUUCGCAUUUUCAACACUGUAUCUGUAGGAGUAUCCGGGUUAUUCUUUGCUAGUAUUGGGUAUGUUUCAAAAAAACUUCUUUUCAACAUGAAAAUAGCUGAACCGAUUAGAUUCAUCCCGAUGGAGCAACGUGGCUGGUCGUUGUUUUGUUCUAUUAUGACAAUGUGUUGUAUCGGAGUCAAUUCAGGAGGAUUUUAUAAGUCUGGCGUGCUACAUUCAAGACAAUUCGCUCACGUUGUCAUAACGGCAAUCCAAUGGAUGAAAUGUUUAGCGUUGUUUGUUGCUCCAGCUCUUGUUUCUGUGUUUGUAUCAGAAGAAUCAAAUAGACUUCAGUGGAUUUGGGUGUUCUUAGUGCUUGGUGGUUGUAUGAUUGCAAUAAAUAUAAUUUCAUUGUUCAUACUGACCGAUCAACCAGCGAAAUGGACAGAAACAGAAGAAAUCAAUGAAAAAUUAUGA